Molecule: messenger RNA, 615 nt
Organism: Lethenteron reissneri (Far Eastern brook lamprey)
Lineage: Eukaryota; Metazoa; Chordata; Hyperoartia; Petromyzontiformes; Petromyzontidae
Product: 14 kDa phosphohistidine phosphatase-like
Biological process (GO): peptidyl-histidine dephosphorylation
Cellular component (GO): cytosol
Molecular function (GO): protein histidine phosphatase activity
Source: RefSeq, a predicted model, not a curated record
GCCCGCCCCCCCACGUGGCCCGCCCCUCCCACGUGGUCCCUGCGAGCUGAGCGCCGCUUUGCCGCGGUCCCUUAGUGCGGAAUCGGCCGCUGCGAACUUCACUGCGCGCCGCGCGAGCCCUGAGAGCACCACCCACUGGAGAUGUCCCUGAGCGCCGUGCAGGACGUGGAGGUGUCGCACGACGCCAUCUACAAGUACGUCCUGGUGCGUGUCCACGCGCAGGAUGGGGCGGUGCACAAGGACGUGGUGCGAGGCUUCCCCUCGGCAGAGUUCCACGCGGACAUCUACGACAAACUGAGCGCCGAGGUGGAGAGGCUGGGCCUGGACUGCGAGUGCCUGGGUGGCGGUCGUAUCCAGCACGACUCCGCCACCAAGACCAUCAAGGUGUACGGCCACUCUAUAGGAUUUGGGAAAGCUGACCAUUCGGUGACCACGGAGAAGCUGAAGGCCAAGUAUCCGGAUUACACCAUCACUCAUUCCGAUGAGGGCUAUUAACGUGGAACCCCCCCGGUGAUAGUGGUAAAUCUCCUUGGUUCUUUCGGUAAAGUCACGUAGAGUGGAAGUAAUAAAAUAAUAAAAAUUAAACAUAAUAAAAUAAUUCUCACGACGUUUCGG